Molecule: messenger RNA, 4647 nt
Organism: Mercenaria mercenaria
Lineage: Eukaryota; Metazoa; Mollusca; Bivalvia; Venerida; Veneridae
Product: M-phase inducer phosphatase 1-like
Exons: 12
Coding region: 477-2465 (662 amino acids)
Biological process (GO): protein dephosphorylation; positive regulation of G2/MI transition of meiotic cell cycle; G2/M transition of mitotic cell cycle
Cellular component (GO): cytoplasm; nucleus
Molecular function (GO): protein tyrosine phosphatase activity
Source: RefSeq, a predicted model, not a curated record
UGCUAUUAAAUUCAACUGAUAAAAAAAUUAUUCGGAUUAUCUCUUGUUUCAACUCGCUGCAGAAGUCAUCAGCUGAUUGGCUGAGAGAUUGUUGUUUUUCAAACGGUGUGGCGGUGGACAAUAAGUUUGCAGACAAUAAACGAAGAAACUGAGAAAUUUUUUAUGAAAAACAUGCAACGGGUAGCACUUGGUCUUUGAAGGUUCAUUGCCAAGACUUCAGAGCUGUCUCACAUGCUCAUGAAUUAAAAAUCUUGCCCCAAAUCAUCUGUUUUCAUUGUAAAAAUGCUUGCUUUCAGUUUCGGCCUAUACGCUGUAAACAAAAUGCUGCAGCUGUCGAAAAUGGCUAUUUUAUAGCAGAAAACACAAGAACUGUACUCACAAGGGUACCGAGAUCGUUUGCUUUGAUGUUUGGUGAUAAAAAUUAAGUGAUCUUUUGACUGUCAUUUUGUGAUUAGUUAUUUAAACAAAGAAUAAGCAUGGAGCAGCAUCAACCGUUGUCUAGUUUGGCACUUCGGACACUUGCAACAAGCAAUACUAUUCAGAACUUGUCAUCUGGUACUAACAAAUUAGGCCGCGUCAACUCCCCGAUGACAAACUUGACAUUGAAUUUAAGUGAACUCAGCACAGGAAGAGUUACUCCAAGGAGGAAGCUGUCACUAUCAAGCCUUGACACACCAAACACAUCAAGCAACCCAACACCAGAGAGGUCCAUUUCUACUGAAUCAGGAUGUUUUGUUGAUUCACCUUCACCAAUAGACUCUCCAACACUUGACUUCAUGUGUGAGAGCAGAUUUUCUACAGGCAAGCCAGAAGUUCAAGCAGAGGCUGUUAGCAGAAGGAAGACAGUAGCUUUCAGAAGAUUCAACAGUAUGCCUGUACCUAUGAUGAGACUUAGUCCAGAGAAUAUGGAGAAUGAAGUACUGAUGGCCAACCAGUCAACACCACAGAGUAUCGACAUUGAGUCAGCUACCAGCACCUGCUGUGGUCUUCUAAACAUGAGCACAGACACGCCCUCAGACGCCAGUUCUGAACGCCAUUCAUCAUCAGAAAACAUGAGCGGUAGUAGUACAGGUUCCGUGGCCUCUAGAAGCGGGGAGAAGAGGGCGACAUUCUAUAUUGACGAGUGUUCACAAGACAGUGGUCUUGAGGCAGAUAGAGCUGACAGCAGAGAUUCCAAAGAUUCUAUGGAUGGGUUUCUCUUUGCUGCCCCGAAAGGUCUCCCAAUCAGACGCCAUUCGAAGAUGAUCAGUGAAGACACAUGCUCCCCAUUUAAAUAUUCCCCAGUGAAGAACUAUUCUCCAUCUAAACGUAGAAACUCCUGCCCAGUUGGUACUUUGGAUUUCUCUGGAGAGUUUGUAAAAAAGACAUUAUCAGAAGAUGGCGACAGUCCACUGAAGGUGUGCCGAUUGACUAGCGUUGACGAGGGUAUUGACGACGAUGGUUUUCUCGACGUUAUGAAUGCAGAUGCCGAGGUCGCCGCACUCACCAAGAAAACUACCCCUACCACUUCAGCGAUGUUGAGUUUGUUCAACGCCCCUGUUAUCAACAAGAAAUCACAUGUUACCGGAGACGAUGAUGAUACCCCAGUGAGUCGAAGAGUUUUGUGUAGAAGAAACAUCAGUAGAUCAAUGUCAAUGGUGGUUCGUCCUCACGGUACAUCUUACAAACGGGAUCAGCCGGAUGCCGGCGACUCUCCAAUGCAGUUCUCGUUUAAGCGCGAUCCUCCCCAGGAUGAGAGCACACCAAUACAGAAACAGAAGAGAGCCCGUCCCUCGUCAAUGAUCACCUCUCCUGUUUCUUCAGCUACAGUCAGACCUACACUUCACAGAUGUCACUCCGAGUCUGAAGCCAUGAUCAAAUCAGCCCUGAACAGACAGGCAGAUGAACCGGAUCUUGUGGGUGAUUGCUCAAAGACACAUUGCUUGCCUACGUAUGGUGGUAAACAUCAGGAUCUCAAGUAUAUAUCCAGCAGCACAUUGUCACAGGUGAUCCGAGGUGAAUAUGGUCAGGAGAUAGAGAAGGCAGUCAUCGUUGACUGCAGAUAUCCGUACGAGUUCCAGGGUGGUCAUAUACAGGGUGCUAAGAACCUGUACACAACUGAACACAUCAUCAGUGAGUUUAUGAAGAACCCUAUCAAAGCAGAUGAUCCCAACAAACGAGUCAUUCUCAUCUUUCACUGUGAGUUUUCCUCCGAGCGUGGGCCAAAAAUGUCUAGAUUCCUCCGAAAAAGCGAUCGUCAGGCAAACAAGGAUUGUUACCCCUACCUUUUCUAUCCAGAAAUCUACCUUCUUGAUGGUGGUUACAAAGUCUAUUUUGAAACUGAAAAGAAUCACUGUGAGCCACAGACGUACAAACCCAUGUUACACAAAGACCACACAGAGGAUCUCAGACACUUUAGAACAAAGUCCAAGUCAUGGGCCGGUGAACAGAGGAGUCGCCCAGGGUUCAGACCACUAAAGUUUUAACGCAUGUUGAACUUAGUCAUUAACAUUUAUCAUAAACUUUCACCGGUUCAUCUGCACAUUGUGACCAGAGAUCAAAGGCAGCUAUUCAUUGAUUCCGUCCAAUAACUUGGAAUCACAUCAAGAUGGAAAAAAAAAAAUCAUAAAAAAGUAUAAAAACAUUCUAAAUAUAGCAUCAAAUGCAAGAAAAAAAAGACAUUCAAAGGGACCUCUGUUCUUAAUGUAGAAUGCAAACUCUGUUUUUGUUUUUAUCAUUUUACUUUUGUUACGUUUUUAGAGAUAAACGUUGUUACUAUGGUGAUGUUACUGUUGUUACCAUGGCAACUGUUAAGUGCUCAUCCAGGUCUGUACAUUGUGUAAAUACGAGACAGGUCCGUGUAAAUAUACCAUCAUGACACACCACCUGUACAUUACCCUACCCACCACUGUAUAGUUGUACAGAGAUUAUUACAUCAGAGAAAACUAUUUAUAUUACAUAGAGGAUAGCGUACAUAAAGGAUAUAUGAUACAGACUUACCGUACUAGACACUAGCAAAACACAGAGAAAACUGUAGUAAAGAUAUUUGUGUGUAUGUGUUCAAAUGAAUUUAGAUGGCAAAAUUUCUGUCGCUUUCUGUCUGUCGUCUUUUCUUUUAACCUGUCUUCUAUCUGUUUUUCUUGUCUAAAUGCAUUGUGGUGUGAGUGUUUUUGUGUGUACAGUGUACGAAAUCUGACUCCUUUUUAUGUUCUUGAGUAUUUUAUUAAUGAAAAUGAAUUGUAGAUUUUUAAAAUCUAUGACUGAGUUUUGAAAUUUCAUUAUAUAUUUGUUGUUUUUUUUUGUUCAGUUUUGUUACAUUUAGCAAACUUGAUACAAAGAAUAAAGAAAUAAUAUUAAUGGAGUCAGUAUAACAGUAAUAUUACUUGCAAUUUUGUUAGGUACUUGUUUGCUUUGAAAAGUAUGAAGUUGAGUACACUUAUAAUUGCAAGAGUGCUAUAAUUAUUUAUUUAUUGUUGACGAUGUAUGUAUAUAUUGUAGUAUAGUCCAACUAAUUUAUGUGAAUCAACAAACAAGUCUUGGAAUACGGUCAUGCAAAUCCAGAUAAAAAUGUGUGCUACUCUGUACAUCAGAGGUUAAUAAGAUACAAGAUACAGUUAAAUAUGCUAAAAUCAAAAGUAAGAUAUAUUCAAAUUAAGAUUUGAUGAAAUUAUUACUAAGUGAAAGAUUUGAAGAAAAAAAAACACACCAUCUUUGAAGAUAUAUGUAUGAGCUGGAAGAUUUUUAAGAAACUUUUUAUGCAUUUUAUGAUUUUAAUGAAUUAAGUUUUUACUUUUUGGUGUCCUACUUUGGUCAUUUACUUUGCUUGUUUUUUUCGCAUCAAUGAAAAGUCCUGUUUUUAUUAAUUUUUAAACAUUUUUGAGGUGAAAGUUAGGGAGAUGAGAAAAGUUCCAAAUCACAUCACCGCCUCUAAUAAACCAAAGCUACUGAAGAGGACGAAAGAUAUGAUCAUUGUAUAAGAGUAUUGAAGGCAGUUGAUUUUACAGAUUUUAGUUCUUGUAACAUUGUGUUUUGUUAGUUACAUGUAUGUAUAUUGUCCUCUAUUUAUUCUUGAUAUUUAUUUAUUUGUCUUAGUUGUUGUAUGCAAAAUGUUCCUUUGUUGUCUCCCUAAGAACGUUGACUCGAUUAUUUUUCUUUUCCUUUAUUUUCUUUGGCAUGCUUUUUAUUGAGGAUAUCAUUGUUCCAAAAUUUCAAAAAGAAACUAGCAGAUAUUUGUGAAAAGAAUAAGUGAAACAUACAUUAAUACCAGUUUUACAUUAUGUUGUGUAGGUUUAAAUCAUGACUCAAUUAUUUUUGUUUCUUUCUGUUGUAGUAAAACUUUGAAAUGAAAAGAAAAGAAAUAAAAAAAGAAAUCAAAUGUGAGACAAGACCUAAUGUUAGAAUUUGUGACUGAAAAGCCUGCAAUCUUGUUGUCAGAGCAUAUAAUAUGAAGAAAUUCACUGAAUUUAUGAAAAAACAGUUCAUUACGGUUUAUUUUCGAUUUAUUACAUUUUGCUCUAUUUUUUUGAACAAAAUUUUGGUCAGUUUUGAACAGCUGGGUUUUCAGUAACAAGUUUUAUAUUUAGGAUUGUACAUGGAUAGAUUGGUUCCAGCAAGGGGAGAGAACUGUGUUAUAGCUACAGAAAUAUAUAACAAUAAACAUAACAUGAA